Messenger RNA from Exserohilum turcica Et28A, 1410 nucleotides. RefSeq lists its product as uncharacterized. The record is from RefSeq and is a predicted model, not a curated record. The transcript is spliced from 2 exons. Lineage: Eukaryota; Fungi; Ascomycota; Dothideomycetes; Pleosporales; Pleosporaceae. The coding region runs from base 51 to 1247 and encodes 398 amino acids.
GCUUGACAAUGCCAUGAGCACUUCUGCCGGGUCUCGACUCGGCCCUGAAAAUGCGCCGCCCACCGGAGCCUCACUACAGCUUCACGAUACCCUCGGUACACGAUGACACACCGCUCGAUUGCCGCAUAUACCUCCCACAUGUCCUACUCCGGCCGGAUGACCCGGAGGACAUUGCGAAAUGGAAGAGGAGAGGCAUUGUAAUGGCGCAUCCGUAUGCGCCCAUGGGCGGCAGUUACGAUGACCGAGUCGUCGGCAUAGUGAUUGACGAGUUUUUGCAUGCCGGCUUCAUAGUGGGCGCAUUCAACUUCAGAGGUGCUCAUGGAUCCAAGGGGCGAACCAGUUGGUCUGGCCGGCCCGAACUGGACGACUACACCUCUUUCGCUGCCUUCUUCAUGCACUACCUAUCCAGCCUUCAGCCUCACCUUGCCCACCAGUUGCUAUGUGUGUCGGAGCGGCCUCAAAUGCUGCAAAGUCCCGCCGAUCCAGUGUCGACACCAGGCAAUGCUUGUCCCAUAGUCGUACUAGGAGGCUACUCGUAUGGCUCGCUGAUCCUCAGACAUCUGCCGCCUGUACCAACCAUACUGAAACCAUUUGCUGCUCCCGAGGCCGGCUCUGCCGCCGACGAGAUCGUCUUGCGAUCCCACAAGCUGGCAGAUCAAACCAACAUGGAAUGGGUAGCCCUGACUCGAGAUGAAACCCGAGCCAGAAAGCCCAAAGCGAAGCAAACCGCCCGACCCUCGAUUACCAUGGGCGGAGAAGAGACGAGUCCGGGGAAAAGGAGAAGCAGCAGAGAGAUUCGACGAAGCUUCGAGGGAACGCGCCUGGAAAUACGGUCGAAGCUGAGGAGGCUGAGCCACGGGAAGCGCGAGAAGAGCGAGCCCACGACACCGCCGCCAGCUGUGAAAAGCGAAGACUUUGCCAUGCCGGAUACUCGCUAUCUCCUCAUAUCACCGCUGACUACACCCAUCUCCUCACUGGCGGCACCGGCACUAAUCCACCGGCUCUGGGGCAAAUCCAAGGACGACGGCCACGAAAUAGUCGGGAAGCACAUGUGCCUCGCCAUCUACGGCAAUCAGGACAUCUUCAGUUCAGCAAAGAAGCUUCGCGAGUGGGCCGAGCGCCUGAAAGAUGCGCCUGCAUCGCGCUUCUACAGUGUGGAGGUAGAAGGCGCAGGCCAUUUCUGGGUCGAACACGGAGUUGAAACGAGAUUGAGAGUCGCCCUGGAACAAUGGGCCAUGGAUAUGUAAAGUGGCAUGUUAAUCAGCAUGCAAGCGUGAGAGGUCAUGCUAUGCUUUGACUCGCACUCAGUGUCACUUCGUCAUUGAGAAUCACAAACAGAGUCACGUAAUAAAUCAUAAAAGGCAUUCUAUAUAAUAGUGCUAGUCUCACACUCUAAUGCAUACACCACAC